UCGAUGACUAAGUACUUAACUACUUACAUUGAGCAGGCUACUGUGCGUUACCCACAGCUCGCAAGGAUAAGUUUGUUGAAAGUUUGUCUAAGAAAAAAAUCUGGAUAUAUAUUUAUUCUGUUUUUGAUUCAUGUCGCGUUGGGAUUUGGGACCUCAUUUUAAAAUGAACUUUCAAUUGAACACGGUUAUCGUUGUGUGCCUGACCCUCUCCGUGACGGCGAAGCCGGUGGACCAGGAUUUGAAUCGGCCAUGGAACGGAGAAUGGAACAAGACCGCCCCGCAGAUUCAGUGUGUGGAAAACCAGCAGUAUGCUCACGACGGCCACUGCUGCAGGAACUGCCCAGCUGGUACCUAUGUGAAAAGGCCUUGUGUUCAGAACUUUGAAGUAGGAAUCUGUGCGCCCUGUGGCCCUGGAACAUACACAGAACAUGCCACAGGGAUGGACCGCUGCCUGACCUGCACCCCCUGCCACCUGGAUCAAGUGGAGACAGUGCCCUGCACCAAGACUCAGAACAGGCAGUGUCAGUGUAAACCGGGCUCCUUCUGUGAAACGGACGGACCAUGUGAGGUGUGCAAAAAGUGUGCCAGAUGUAAAGUGGGUCAGGAGAAGGUUCGGAACUGCACCCCCACCUCCAACACCCAGUGUAGGCCUUCAGCCCCCCCAAGCCCCACUCCCUCCACCCCCACUGCAAGCCCCCCUGCUGAGGCCACUGCUCCACAUCCAGCAGCAUACAUCGUACCUAUACUGGCUAUUAUACUGGGUAUCGGAGCUGUCGGAUGCUAUUGCUUUUGGAAGAAACGGCAGUCUGGUGAAAGCACAGAAACCUCAAGUGGUUCUAAUGGAGACGUGAAGAAUGAUAUGGUCCGCGGGGGCGUGGGCACGCCCGAGGAGGGUCAGGGCCGCCCCAGCGCGGGGACGGAGGAGCCCCGGCAGGAGUCGCAGCCCCUCCUGCAGGAGACGCAAGCGGCGCGCGUGAAGUCCGUGCCAGUGGAGGACGAGGACCGCGGGCUGGGCGACAGCCUGCCCAACACCACCAACUCCUCCCAGACCAGCCUGUCUGCCCCGGCCACCAUGCCCUCCUGCGGCAGCACGCCUCGCCACAGUCCCGCCCCGCACAGACAGCCGGCCAGCAGGGGGGAGAGACUCAUCCCUUUGAAUGGUGACGAAUCACUAAAGAAGAGUUUUUACAUUUUUGAAGAUUGCCUGGAUGUAAAAAUUCACAAAAGGUUCUUCCGGGCGAUUGAUUUGAGUGAUAACGCGAUUGAGAGCGCUCAAGCUGAAGAUAAAGUAUAUGAGUUGCUCAAGGUCUGGAUGCAGAGACUGGGCUCCGAAGCCAAUAUCAACGACCUCCUCGACAAACUGUGUGCUUUGGAUCAGAAGCUUUCGGCUGAACGUAUACGUUCCCGCGUAGUUAAGAAGGGGUAUUACAGAUAUGACGACGGGAGCAAUUAAUUGUCCAUAAAGAGAAUAAGCAGAAAGAAGUAAACGGUGGAAAGGGAGGUGUAGAUGAAAAUUUGUGUGCAGGAACUGACGUCCUGUGACAUGGAAAACAACCCUUAGGUCAAAAUCCCCCGAUCGGUGAAUGACCUUUGGUAGAGGAGAGCACACUUCUGUGUCUCUCCUAUAACUCAUGGAUCCUGAAGCUACACAAUUGUAUAUUGUGCAGGCUUCAGUGACAUGAAGAUUUAUGGGGAAACUACCUCAGGUAGAGGAAAUAUUUCUCCUACUCUUUCUAGCCUGUGUACUGCACUGCACGGUGCCAGUGCACAAGGCAUGGGUAUACACUGGCUCACAGCACUGCUGUUGCCCUGGAUAUACUUGACACAUUGGGAUUUUAAACCCAUGUGCCAUUAUGAAAUGGCAGAAACUGUGGAUGUUUUGUGCAUACUCUAGCUGUAGUUACUUCAGUAGUUUCUUCAGCAGUGUGUGCACUGUAUUCCUAAUGUCCCGUGUCACAAUGCACUUGUGGGAAAUUGGAAAUAACGUGAGUUUUCAGACAGGAAUACAUUCUUUGGUGCAAUGGCCAUGAUUCUAUGAGAUUGUAGGCUUUCAGUCAUGCACGUAAUGUAUUUAUCUGUCAUAACGAUCUGUUUAUUCAAUCCCUCUUAACUUUCAAUAUACAAGUUACAAUAUACAAUAUACAAACUUGCAAUUUUUGUUAUUUAUUAUGAAAUAUUUAUUUGUAAUAAAUGACUUUCAAUGAAGGUUAAAUCCAUUGUUAGCACCAUACUGAAAGUGUUGAAGUAUUAGUGUACAGAUUCCUUCUGUCCGUUAUGUGUACUUUUUAUCAAAAAAAGUACAUUGGGCAUACUCUGUUGGAUAUACAGAUCGCUUAGCAGUUGCAUGAAUUGUCAGGACUCUGUCAAGUUCUACAGACUAGCCAACUGUUAGAUAUUGUCUGUGGUUGACAUGUGAAUAACGCAGUUGAUUUGACUGAAUUCACACCCUUUGCAGAUUGACAUGCUAAUGACAAUCAAAGAAGUACGUAUGGAUCUCUCCAUAUUUCCUUAUUUGAGGAAGACUGGAUUUAUCCCGCCACAAAGGAAAGAGACAAAUAUAUUUUAUAUAUAAUAUAUUCUUUGCUUUUUUUUAGAGUUCACUCUUAACAUGGAGUAGGACUGGAGACACAAAUCUGACCUGUCGCAGUGUUCUAUUUUAAUUAUGUUCACUGCAGUGGAAUUUUAUUUCCAUAUCCUGCUUCACAAGUGAAUAUAUGACACAAGGCAUUCAGUUGGUGAAUUCAGAUUUUUCCAGAAUAACAGUUUGUUCAACUGGAUCACAUAGAGUAGCGCAGUGCAGGGAAAUGUUGAAGCAGUAUAGAGGCUGUCUGGAACAUGCAGGUACUGCCACCUAUUGUACAGAAUUUUAUAUCUUAACAAAAACACGGCCCCUAAGGCAGGGACCAGCAACUCACGAUCCACCCGGAGCGAGUACUGUUGGAUAUGCACCUUCCCAUUUCCUGGGAGUCUGGCCAUCAGUAGCACUAAUUACCUGGGAGAAAAGAAAACCAGGACUGGAUUUGGAUUCAAGGGGCAGAGUCUGAUCCCUGCCAUAGGGCUUUGAAGGUUCCAUGUUCUAUAGGUUUUGUCAGCGGUUCUUUUUUAUUAUUAUUAUUGUGACAAAUUAUUUGUUCAGAAAAUUCUAUUUAUUGUUAAGGAUACCUUUUAGUUUACAUGUUUAAAUACUUAGUUUUUCUUGCAUUGUUCUGGUUUUACGUGUAAUAGCUUAUUAUUAUUGUCAAAUUCAAAUAGAGAUCACAUAUAGCCAGCUAACAGUCAGUCUUACAGGUUUUGAAAGAAAAUGCUUAGAUUUUUCUAACCAAUUUCAAUUGUUUUUUAAUAAAAUCUUAAUGCAUCUGUUAGUAUUCUAACCCUUUGACGGUUGUUUACCAUUGUGUACACAAACCUGUAUUUUUCAAGACAGAGUUGGUACUGCCUAUUUGAAAUAAAAAAGUGUAUAUAAAUGUA
This is a messenger RNA of Conger conger (European conger), 3468 nucleotides long. Its product is annotated as tumor necrosis factor receptor superfamily member 10B-like. The record is from RefSeq and is a predicted model, not a curated record. Lineage: Eukaryota; Metazoa; Chordata; Actinopteri; Anguilliformes; Congridae. Bases 131 to 1453 code for a protein of 440 amino acids. Gene Ontology annotation, biological process: positive regulation of apoptotic process; TRAIL-activated apoptotic signaling pathway. Gene Ontology annotation, molecular function: protein binding. The transcript has 10 exons. Gene Ontology annotation, cellular component: cell surface; plasma membrane.